CAUGUCGGGAGGACAUCCCCACUAGAUGAAAAUGCAUUUCCAAAUCUUCACUUUAUGCCUUGGAUUUGUGGUACUGUAUCUUAGUGCCUUUGCCUCUAGCCACCAUUGUAAAAUAGAGGGUCAGUUUGCUGACUGCAGUCACUUGAGGCUUUUGGAGGUCCCUUCAGAUCUACCAGACAACAUCACCAUCCUGAAUCUCUCUCACAACCAGCUGAGGCGCUUACCUUCUUCUAUACUAUCCAAGUACAGACAACUCCAGAAUCUGAGGGCUGGAUACAAUGUCAUUCCUAAACUGGAAGAGGGUCUGUGCAAGAGUCUGCCCUUCCUGCAAGUGUUAAAUCUGGAACACAACCAGUUAAGCCAUCUGAUUCUACCCUAUUUCCUUUAUUGUGCCAACCUGACUGAACUGUAUUUACAGUUUAACAGGGUCAAAGAGAUUACAGCUGAACCCUUUAAAAGCCUUCAGAAAUUGGAGAUUCUAGACAUGUCUCGCAAUAUACUGGUUUCUGCCAAACUGGGUUCUGAGCAGCAGUUGCAGAAUCUACAGGAACUGGUAUUAUCAGGAAACAAACUGCCUUUGUUGAAGGCAAAUGAUUUUGCAAUCCUAAAAAACAGCACCUUGCAUCACCUGGAUCUAUCCUCUAAUAGACUAAUGAAGUUUGAAAAAGACUGUUUUCGCAUUAUUGGAAGCUUGCGUGGCCUGUGGUUGGAAAACACUGUCCUUACUAAUCUUACUGAGGAGCUUGUUGGACAAUUAUCUGGAACAGAUAUUACUGAGCUCUCCCUGAGGAACACCCACCUUAAGAUUAGCCAGACUACUUUUGCUGGAUUACAGGGAACAAACUUGACAUCCCUUGAUCUUUCCAACAAUGGAAUAAAUAGAUUAGAGGAUAAUUCAUUUAAAUGGUUACAAUACUUAGAAUAUCUCAACAUGGAGAACAACAAGGUAAAACGUGUUACUGCACACAUGUUUGCUGGGUUGAUGUAUUUGAAGUCUUUGAACCUGAAGAAAUGCCUUACAGAGCAAAACUCCCCUACUACUGGAGGUUCCACCAUUGAAGCUUACUCGUUUCAGUGGCUAAAGAGCUUAGAGUACCUCAAUCUGGAAGACAAUACUAUUGUUAAUAUAGCUCCGCAAACUUUCACUGGCUUGACAAGUCUGAAAUAUCUAAGUUUGUAUAACUCUUCAGCAAAUUUAAAAAUAAUCAGUAAUUUAACAUUCAUGUCUCUCGCUGACUCUCCUCUUGUUGUCUUAAAUCUGACAAGAACACGAAUUUCCAAACUGGAGAGUGGAGCGUUUUCCAGUUUCAGGAAUCUUAAGAAACUAGAUCUAGGAAUUAAUUCAAUUUAUCAGCCCUUAACCGGAGAAGAAUUCCAAGGCCUCGACAAAAUAGAAGAGAUCUAUCUUUCAUAUAACACUGAAUUGACUUUGAAGUCAUCUUCAUUUGAUCACGUUCCUACUAUGAAAGUCUUAAUGCUGAGUAGAACAAAGAUCGUCAAUUUGAACCAGGAGCCAUCGCCAUUUCAUGGCCUUCGAAACCUCACAGUGCUUGACCUUGCCAACAACAAUCUGGCUAAUUUGGGCCGAGAUGUGUUCAGUGGACUUCAGAAUCUUCAAGUGUUGAAACUGCAACACAAUAACCUGGCUCGACUAUGGAAAAAAGUCUAUCCUGGCGGCCCAGUUCUUUAUCUCAAUCCCUUAAAGGAGCUUUGGAAGCUUAAUUUACAAUCGUGUGGAUUAGAUGAGAUCCCAGGCAAAGCUUUCCAAGGCUUGGCUAAAUUAGUUGAAUUAGACUUAAGUUCAAACAACCUGAACAUUCUUCCACAAAAUAUAUUUAAUGAUUUGCGAUCUCUCAGUAUACUGAGGAUACCGAAAAAUCUUGUUACGUCUGUUGAUAGAGAAAUCUUUGAAUCAGUAUUUGAUAAUUUAACAACUCUCUACAUGGCAUUCAAUCCAUUUGACUGUACUUGUGAAAGUAUUGCUUGGUUUGUUAGUUGGCUUAAUAAGACAAAUAGCAGUAUUCCAGGUUUGAACAAUCAAUAUAUUUGUAAUACCCCUCCAAAGUACCACAAUAAUUCAGUUGUAACUUUUGACAUAUCUCCCUGUAAAGAUCGUGCUCCUUUUGAAACUCUAAGCAUAAUUAGUAGCAGUAUUGUGCUUAUCUUCAUGUUUACCGUACUUGUAGUUCAGUUUCAAGGAUGGAGGCUAGAAUUCUACUGGAACAUUUCUGUCAAUCGAAUGUUUGGAUUUAGGGAAACAGAUCGGACAGAAAUUAAGUUUGAUUAUGACGCUUAUAUCAUUCAUGCAAAACAUGACAGUGACUGGGUAGAGAAGAACUUAAUACCUUUAGAGGAAAGCGAUCAAUCUGGGUUUCAGUUUUGUUUGGAGGAACGUGACUCUGAAGGUGGCAUUUCAGAGUUGGAAUCCAUUGUGAGCAACAUAACCCAAAGCAGAAAAAUCAUCUUUGUCGUGACUCAAGAGCUUUUAAAGGAUCCCUGGUGCAGAAGGUUCAAGAUUCAUCACGCGAUGCAGCAAGUUAUUGAGCAAAGUCGAGAUGCCAUGAUUUUGAUAUUUGUGGAAGACAUCCCAGAUUAUAAAUUGAACCACAUGCUUCGGAUCCGGAGAGGGAUGUUCAAGUCACAUUGUAUUCUGACCUGGCCUGCUCACAGAGAGCGAGAAGCAGCUUUCCUGCAGAAGCUUAUGAUUGCAAUUGGCUCAAGUAACCGAGUACAGUAGCUCUCGAUGUACAUCAGUGAAAAACUUAAGUUUUGGGAACUUUGGACCCCACAUUGGCAACAACACUUUUACAACCACGGAUCAAUGAAUGAGCUCUAGAGAGUACAUUUAUUACUGUGAAAAGUUGUUUUACUCCAGGUCAAUGGUAGUCAGUUACCCAUAUUUAGUUUUGCAAUCAUAGUUUAAUUUAAACUUCAUACAGCCUCUUUAUGUAUGGCUUUUUAGCAUAUUUUCAGCAUAACAGAAGUCCACUCUGUUAGCCAAUUGGCAUGGGUUGCGGUUUUAAAUACGAAAUGAUGCCUGCAAAUAUUGUCCAAUAGAUCAACGCCCUGUUAAGUAUACUACACCACCAUUUACACCACACUCCAAAUUUAGCUUGACCAAUGAAUAAUGAAGCCUUUAGAAGUGAGGCUUUACACAAAGUCAGAGAAACAUAACAUUUUCCCCAAUACUUCAAUACUUUAGUCAGUAGAGAUUUCUGAUUCAUUUUUAGCUUUGCUUCCAGGUUUAGCUUUGCUUCCUGGCAUUUUACACAUUGCCAGAUCAGGUACAGUUCACAAUUCUGAACGAGAUUAUCAAUCUUUUCCUUAAUACCAUUUGAAAAUGAAAUUCCUCUGUUGUGUACAAAUGUUGUGUUUCCUCUACCAAGGUACAUUAUCCUACAUUUCUUGAAAUUGUUGCUUCUUGAAAUAAUUCACUUAAUUUUUCCUUUUCAUUUCCUCUAUGGUUCAUUUCUUAGUUUUUAAACUUUGUAGCUCUCAUCUGCUAGGUCCUUAAAAAUAUUAAUAUUGUUAUUAUUGUAAUAAUAAAAGAAUGACUGUCACAUUUGAGGGGAAAGAUGUAAUGAACAUUCGGGAUGUGAAUAAAUCUGUUCGGGCCUUAAAA
Callorhinchus milii (elephant shark) is the source of this 3622-nucleotide messenger RNA. RefSeq names its product toll-like receptor 3 (gene tlr3). Gene Ontology annotation, biological process: toll-like receptor signaling pathway; immune response. The transcript has 4 exons. Bases 26 to 2737 code for a protein of 903 amino acids. Lineage: Eukaryota; Metazoa; Chordata; Chondrichthyes; Chimaeriformes; Callorhinchidae. The record is from RefSeq and is a predicted model, not a curated record. Gene Ontology annotation, cellular component: membrane. Gene Ontology annotation, molecular function: protein binding; transmembrane signaling receptor activity.